AUGGCCCUGUCCCCCCCCAGACCCCCACGUUGGGACCCCGAGGAGCCCAUGGAGGAGCCACGCUGGUCCCCGACCCUGCUGGACCCAGACACGGAGCUGGAGCCGGGUCUGCAGAUCAUCCUGGUGAGCUCCAGUGAGCCGUCGCCGCCCCCCUCCCCAGAAGCCGCCCCCAGCCCCGGUGAGGAGGACAGUCCAGAGGCCGGCCCCCCACUGGCCGCAGACGUGUGUAUCUGCUGCGGGAGUCUGCAGGUGUACACCCAGCACCCCCUCUUCCAGGGGGGGAUGUGCUCACAGUGCAAGGACAGGUACCUGGAGAACCUCUUCCUGUAUGAUGCUGAUGGCUACCAGUCCUUCUGCUCCAUCUGCGGCUCUGGGGAGACCCUGCUGAUCUGCACCCGGUGUUACUGCUUCGAGUGUGUGGACUCACUGGUGAGCCCGGGCACGGCGGCCCGCGUGCAGGCCAUGAGCCGCUGGGCCUGCUUCCUCUGCCUGCCCUUCCCCCUCAGCGGCCGGCUCAGGCGCAGAGACAGGUGGCGGCAGAGGCUCAAGGACUUCUACGACCGCGAGUCGGAUCACCCGCUGGAGAUGUACAAGACGGUGUCCGUGUGGAAGAGGGAGCCCGUCCGGGUGCUGUCCCUUUUUGGGGACAUCAGGAAAGAGUUGAAGAGCCUGGGCUUCCUGGGUGGGGCCGGGCUGGGCCAGCUGAAGCACCUGGAUGAUGUCACGGACGUUGUGAGGAAGGACGUGGACGCCUGGGGCCCCUUCGACCUGGUGUUUGGCUCCACGCCCCCCCUCGGCCAGGCCUGUGACCACCCCCCGGGCUGGUACCUGUUCCAGUUCCACCGGCUCCUGCAAUACGCCAGACCCCCGCCCGGCGGCCGGCCCUUCUUUUGGAUGUUUGUGGACAACCUGGCGCUGACCGAGGACACCCAGGCCAUAGCCACCCGCUUCCUGGAGAUCAAGCCGGCGACCCUCCAGGAAGUGCGAGGCAGAGCCCCCCUGAGCGCUGCACGAGUCUGGAGCAACGUGCCGGCCGUGAGAAGCCGUCACCUGGCCCUGGGCGCCGAGGAGGAGGGGUGUCUGCAGGCUCAGGCCAGGCUGCGCCCCAGGCCCCCACGGCCCCCCACUCUGCUCCGCACCUGCUUCCUGCCGCUGAGAGAGUACUUCAAGGCUUCCCCGGAGCCGGGCGCCCCCUGAGGUCCCCGCACCCAAGGCCGGCUCCCCGCUGCUGCCGCUGGUCGGGCUUCUGGAGCCGGGGCGUCGUGGGGCUGGGGUCACCCUGUGUCUGUGAAGCUCAAAUCCAUCCUUCUCGGAGCACCCCUGUCGCUGGUUUUCUGCUUAUUCACUCGGUAUA
Messenger RNA from Erinaceus europaeus (western European hedgehog), 1354 nucleotides. It is a transcript of the gene DNMT3L, whose product is annotated as DNA methyltransferase 3 like. The coding region runs from base 1 to 1197 and encodes 398 amino acids. The transcript is spliced from 11 exons. The record is from RefSeq and is a predicted model, not a curated record. Gene Ontology annotation, cellular component: nucleus. Gene Ontology annotation, molecular function: DNA (cytosine-5-)-methyltransferase activity, acting on CpG substrates; DNA binding; enzyme activator activity. NCBI's taxonomy places the organism in Eukaryota, Metazoa, Chordata, Mammalia, Eulipotyphla, Erinaceidae. Gene Ontology annotation, biological process: negative regulation of transcription by RNA polymerase II.